Rotaria sp. Silwood1 is the source of this 414-nucleotide messenger RNA. NCBI's taxonomy places the organism in Eukaryota, Metazoa, Rotifera, Eurotatoria, Philodinida, Philodinidae. The record is from the annotation of a GenBank genome assembly.
AUGCUUCAAAUAUGGGAAGAUUUUGAUAAAAAUUUAAUAAAUUAUCAAAUUUAUCAAGUUUUUUUGAAUGGCAAUAUCGAUCGAUGUCAUUUCGUAAAUGGUCAAAGUUCUUUUAAAACGUGGUAUAAUAAAACAUUUGGUCACAAUCAAAGUUGUAAUCAGCUCCUUGAUUUUAAUGAUAUUGACGGUCCCUUAUGUUCAUGUUCACAUAGACCAGUAAAAUGUCCAACUGAGCAAUGGUCUUUAACAAAUGCUAUUGCAUAUACAUUUCAUGAAAAUCUUUAUAAUGGAAUUAAUAGUUCAGACGCAUGUCCAGCCAUCACCAAGCUCUUCAAUAUGAUUCAAAACAAAUGGACACGUCAACAGGUAGAAAAUUACCGAAAAGAGUCUCAUAUCGAUUCACAGAAUGAAUAA